AACCUGGUGGUCGUAGUGAACCACGCAGGUCAGAGGAAGUGAGGAGUAAAACAAUGCGAGAGAAGCGCGGCUAGGUUUGGAAAUGUUCGUCAGGGGCGGAUGAGAGGAGAGAAAAGGGGGAGGCACCUGAGAGACGGAGCAGGUCAGCCUACCGCGGCGUCAAGUUUGCGUUUUAAACGCAGCAGCAACAGCAGCAGCAGCACUACUACUCCAGUGCAGCUCCAGAGACAUUUGUCCAGUGGAGGAGUCUCCAUCGGAUCCACUCCUGCCGCCGCUCCGAGCCUCACAUUAUGACUACGCGUUGUUGUCACGGACUUUAACUUGUGAGGUGAGCCGUGACCGUCCCCGUCUUUGUCUCCCAGCGCAGCUGCACACACACUGUGGGCAACCCGACCCGUCUGCUCAGACCCCGCGCUGCAUUCAGAGAAUCCAUGGCUUCUGGCUCUCCGUCGCCCUCUGAAGGCCACAGGCUAAGGCUGCUGGAGUUGCUAUUUGGGCCUUUGUUGGUCCUGCUGGUUUCUGGGCUAGAACCAGCACUGGGUGCGAACGUCUACACCAACACAUGGGCCGUUCACAUUCCCGGAGGUCAGGAGGUGGCCGAUCAAAUUGCCAAUAAACAUGGAUUCAUCAACCACGGACAUGUAUUUGGUGAUUACUAUCACUUCCGGCACCGUGCAGUGGUGAAGAGGGCGCUGUCGGUUCACAGAGGGACACAUGUCCGCCUAAUAAAUGAGCCUAAGGUGACCUGGGCAGAACAACAGGUGUCGAAGCGGAGGAAAAAGAGGGAUAUUAACACGGAACCUAUAGAGCCUUCAGAUCCCAAGUUCAAAGAUCAGUGGUAUCUGUACAACAGCAACCAGCGUGACUUAAAUGCCAAAGCUGCGUGGCAGACGGGCUACACAGGUAAAGGUGUGGUGGUGUCCAUCCUGGAUGAUGGAAUAGAGAAGAAUCACCCCGACCUGAUGCAGAACUACGACCCGGACGCCAGCUACGAUGUGAAUGAUGGCGACCCAGAUCCUCAGCCUCGAUACACGCAGCUUAAUGAUAACAGGCAUGGAACACGUUGUGCUGGAGAAGUGGCUGCAGUCGCCAACAAUGGAAUCUGUGGAGUCGGCGUGGCCUACAAUGCCAAGAUUGGAGGUGUGCGCAUGCUGGACGGCGAGGUGACCGACAUGGUGGAGGCCCAGUCUCUCAGUCUUAAUCCCCAACACAUUGACGUCUACAGCGCCAGCUGGGGCCCAGAGGAUGAUGGGAAAACCGUAGAUGGACCUGCCAAACUUGCCAAAGAAGCUUUUCUGCGUGGAGUGACCGAGGGUCGUGGUGGUUUGGGAUCUAUCUUCGUGUGGGCGUCUGGAAAUGGAGGCAGGGAGAAGGACAGCUGUAACUGUGACGGCUACACCAACAGCAUCUACACCUUGUCCAUUAGCAGCUCCACUCAGAACGGCAACGUUCCCUGGUACAGUGAGGCCUGCUCCUCCACGCUGGCCACCACCUACAGUUCUGGGAACAUCAAUGAGAAACAGAUUGUGACGACAGACCUGAAAUCAAAAUGCACAGACUCCCACACAGGAACCUCUGCCUCUGCGCCGCUGGCUGCCGGGAUCAUCGCUCUCGCCCUUGAGGCAAAUAAAAACCUGACCUGGAGGGAUAUGCAACAUCUGGUUGUGCGAACUUCUCACCCUGCCCACCUGCUCACCAACGACUGGAGAACCAACGGGGUUGGACGCAAAGUCAGCCAUUCAUAUGGAUACGGUCUCCUUGAUGCUGGUGCGAUCGUGUCCCUGGCGAAGACGUGGAAGAACGUGGGGCCGCAGAGGAAAUGUGUGAUCUCCAUGGUCACUGAGCCGAGGAACAUCGGCAGCCACUUAUCAAUCAACAUGAGCGUGGAAGCUUGCAUUGGCACAGACACUCACGUGACCUCAUUAGAGCACGUGCAGGCUCGACUCACCCUGACAUACAACCGCAGGGGAUACCUGGCCAUCCACCUCAUUAGUCCUGCCGGCACACGCUCCACACUGCUUCACCCCAGACCUCAUGACUAUUCAUCAGAAGGUUUUAACGACUGGGCUUUCAUGACCACCCACUCCUGGGAUGAGAACCCCAAGGGGCUGUGGAGGCUGGAGAUUGAGAAUGUGGCUGGAGCCAACGACUAUGGAACUCUGACCCAGUUCAUUCUGGUGCUGUACGGCACCGGCUCGGCGUCUCAGAGCACGACUGAAAAGCCACAGACUGUCACCAGCAGCUGUAAGACGCUGGACCUGAGGCAGAUAUGCAUCGAGUGCGACACGGGCUACUUCCUCUUCCAGGAUAGCUGUGUGGACGAAUGUCCGGCGGGUUUCUCCGUGGGCUCCAAACCCCUCAACUACACCGUGGGCAACUCCAUAUCGCCGUCUUCCGUCCCGGCCUGCCUUCCCUGCCCGGAGCCCUGCCUGACCUGCAGUAAACUCAGCCCUCACUCCUGCCUGUCCUGUCCUCCUCACAGCUCCGUGGACUAUGCCUCCGGCACGUGCGUGCACCUCAACCAGUACCUGCGCGAGUCCCCGGGCACCUUCAUGACCAGCCAGGGCAACGCGGUGGUGCCGGCACAGCCGGGCUCCCAGCUGCCGCUCACCGUGGCCGUGCUCAGCUGCGUGGCCAUCAUCGCCACCUUCGCCGGCAUCUUCCUGCUGCUGCAGCUGCGCUCGGGCGCCGUCAUCAAGCUGCCGUCGCUGGAGGCGGGCGGCGGCCUGGGCGGCACCUUCAGCCUCGGCGGCAGCAGGGUGGUGUCGUACCGCGGCAUCCCGACAGUGUGGGGGGAAGACGGCAUAAACACAGACUCGGAAAACGAAGAGUUUGACGUCCACAAUGAGAGGACUGCCUUCAUCAAAACACAAAGUGCUCUUUAAUGCCUCCCCCACAUCCCUUCCUUUCUCUGCGGCUUUUAAAAACCUGUCAGCCCCGCUCUCCUGAUAAUUCCGGGCUGUAACUGGGGUAACUGUCUCUUCCCAGUCUUUUUCCGGUUUUACCACUCAUCCCUUCUUUUUCUUCUUCUUCUCCCACUGGGUCUUUCGUCUUCGUCACUCUGCUGUGGGAAGCCUGACGGGAAGCUGCUGUGCUGGGAUGGCCCGAGCUUUGCUUUGUUCACACUUGGCCGCAUUUCUAUUAAAACUCUCUCCCCCUCUGUCUCUCUCUCUCUCGCUCUCUCUCCGUCUCUGUCUCUCUCUCUCUUCCUCCCUGUUGCCCUCGGUCACCACCAGUUGUCUGUGCAGAGUCCAUUUUCCCCCUCAAGCUCCUUUGUGCUCUUUUGUUACAGUAAACAAAUGAUUAUCGUUUGCUUUCUUUUCUAUUUCCCUCGUUCCAUCAGUCUCUGUGCAGUAGCCAGACGAGAUUGCUGAAUGUGAAGAAGCAGAGAAGCGCGUGUGUGUGUGUGUGUGUGUGUGUGAGUGAGAAUGAGAGCAUUAUGUAAAUCUGAACAGUGUCGUGUCCUUUACAGAGACGAGGAAGCCAUCGAUUGUACGACUCGGACAAAAAUCAGUGACACAAGGUGUGUUUCCAGAAUUUCCAUUUGCGCGCCAUAAAAAACCCCAAAAAAACAACAGACAAUUAGAAAAAAGUCUUGAAAUUUCACAUUAAACUUUUGACAUUUUGUUGACGAAAGGUCGACAGUUUUAGUCGCAGUGAAAACAUGCGUAAAUGGCACCGGGAAAAGAACGAAAACUUCCAUUUAGUGCAAGAAGCAAAUGUUACUGCGAUAUUCUGAGACUUUUGCACCACCUACUGGUGAUCUUGGCAAACAGCAGUCAAUGGAAACAUGAAUAAAAAAAAGUGCUUGUUUUCUUUGACAGAAUCUUUGAAAAUUCGGUCAAAAUCUGCGACACUUUUGAAUCGGAUUCUCUCCACUUUAAUGUCGCGGUUCCCAAGUGCAUUUAAAAAGUGUUUUAUUAUCUGUUUAAAUCAAACAGAGAAGUAUAAUCACACACCGAUUCUCUGUCAGUGAUAUUUAAAACCCACUAAAGUCCAUUUAAUCUCAAGUGUGCGGCGUCUUCACAUCACGCUCACAGCUUUACCUUCCUGUUAAACGUGCUUUUUUUUUAACAGGAAACUGAAGUUGGUGUCACUUCACAACUCUCUCUUCACAGGAUGCAGGAGUUUGUCAAUCCACCGCUGACUGUGAUGAUACAAUCAGUGGUUUUGUGUCAACUCUGUGUUGGACAGAUUUUGAUCAGAUUGACAGCAGUGACUCCUGUGUCCUGCCAGCUAAAAUCUCUGUUUUUGUCAAUGGACUUUGGUGUGAAGAGUCAUUUAGAUAAUUGAUAAAAAAAGAACCCGUUAACCUGAUUUUUACCUCAGAGAAACCUUUAGUCUCCUGCUGCCUUUUCUUCCUCUGUGUGUGAAAGACUUUGUUUAUUUCAACCCAAGUAACACAAACUUUCAGACGAGAGCAGCAGCAGCAGCAGCAGCAGCAUCAGCAGCAGCAGCACGAGCUCCGCUGUCCCCUGAGCUAAAAUAAUUGCUGUGUUUUUGUCAAUGGACUCCAGUAAAAAGUGAGUUUACGAAGCCUCGCGAUCAUCGCUCUCCUGUCGGGGGCCAAAAUAAAAGUGGGUCUCACUUUAA
Messenger RNA from Solea senegalensis (Senegalese sole), 4593 nucleotides. RefSeq names its product furin (paired basic amino acid cleaving enzyme) a (gene furina). Gene Ontology annotation, biological process: peptide hormone processing. Lineage: Eukaryota; Metazoa; Chordata; Actinopteri; Pleuronectiformes; Soleidae. Gene Ontology annotation, cellular component: trans-Golgi network; Golgi membrane. The coding region runs from base 432 to 2885 and encodes 817 amino acids. The record is from RefSeq and is a predicted model, not a curated record. Gene Ontology annotation, molecular function: serine-type endopeptidase activity. The transcript has 16 exons.